Daucus carota subsp. sativus is the source of this 3794-nucleotide messenger RNA. Its product is annotated as PH, RCC1 and FYVE domains-containing protein 1. NCBI's taxonomy places the organism in Eukaryota, Viridiplantae, Streptophyta, Magnoliopsida, Apiales, Apiaceae. Gene Ontology annotation, molecular function: metal ion binding. The coding region runs from base 301 to 3492 and encodes 1063 amino acids. The record is from RefSeq and is a predicted model, not a curated record. The transcript has 9 exons.
GCGUCGGGGAAAAGGAAUCCUGCUGCUCUCAUCUAUCUCUCUCCCCACUGUCUGAUUCAUCACAUAGUCUGAACUAGUACUAGUAGAGUAGUAGAAGAAGAAGAAUCUGCACUGUUCUGUAAAGUUUUAUAAUAGACACAAAUACAUACAUAGACAUUCUCUGUUCCCUUCACAGCCUACCACUUUCUUAGCAACACAGGGAUAGCUUCUUAUCAAACAUAACUACAAAUACUAUUUCCUACUCAACACCCUUUCCCCCUCUUAUUUUUUUCUUCUUGCCCGUAUGUAAUUUUCUUGAAUAUGGGUGAAGAAUCAUUAGCACUAAAUCCAUCAGAAAGGACUAUCGAACAGGCAAUUGUGACUCUGAAGAAGGGUGCACAACUUUUGAAGUGUGGCCGAAGAGGAAAGCCAAAGUUCUGUCCUUUCAGGCUAUCAUCGGAUGAGAAACUUUUGAUUUGGUAUUCUGGUCAAGAGGAACGUCAAUUGAGAUUAGCUUCAGUAACAAAUGUUAUUCGUGGGCAAAAGAAUAAGCCACUUCCAUCAGAAAGAGAAUGCCAGUCUAUUUCACUACUGAUAGCCAACCGUGAACACUCUCUUGAUCUGAUUUGCAAAGACAAAACUCAAGCUGAUUCUUGGUUUAUUGGCCUAAGAGCUUUAAUAUCUAGGAGUACCCAUCUUAGAUUGUUUCGAACCUCUGAAAGUGGAAGAUCAGCGCAAAGUUGUGUAAAUAGUCCAGCUGGUUAUAUGAGAAGGAAGCAGAAUCUUGGACUUUCAGAGGAUACCACUACCAGAAUAUCAAAGGUCCGCAGUUUAGCAGGGAGUCCACCUCAGUCAUGUUCAGAAUCAGAGAAGUGUUUUCCUGAUGGACUUUCUUGUUCUUCAAAUAGCUUUUAUUCGGAAUCAAGUCUGUCCAGCAUGCAAAAUAUAAUGAAUUCAUUAACACCAAAUUCUCCAUAUAUUGCACCAGAUGAUCUCAACAAAAGAGGAAAAAAAUCUGCAAGCGCAGAAACACAAAUUAGUAUGCUUGAUCGGUUUAUGACACCUGCUAAUGAGUCAUCAAAUGAUAUAUUAAGAGAUAUAUUUUUUUGGGGAGAAGGACUAGAAUCAGGAACUUUGAGAGGUGUGGUUGACAAAAUUGAUUGCAUCAGCAACAUGACGGUGGAUGCAUUAUUGCCUCAGUUAUUAGAAUCGACUACAAUGCUUGAUGUGCAAAAGGUAUCUGUUGGAGGAAAGCAUGCCGCUUUAGUAACUAAACAGGGGGAAGUCUUCUGCUGGGGCGAUGGGAGUGGAGGGAAGCUUGGUCAUAAGGUCAACAUGGAUAUCUCCUGCCCAAAAGUUGUUGAAUCGCUUGCUGGCAUCCAUGUAACCUCUGUAGUUUGUGGUGAAUAUCAAACUUGUGCAGUUACACAUUCUGGUGAUCUUUAUGCAUGGGGAGACAAUUUUCAUGGUACUGAUAUAUCUGUUUCCAACAGGAUAAGAAAUAAUUGGUUCCCUCGUAGGCUUUCUGGUAUAUUAGAUGGCUUAAUCAUAUCAAAAGUUUCAUGUGGUCAUUGGCAUACAGCAAUCUUGUCAACAUCUGGGCAGCUAUUCACCUAUGGAGAUGGGACUUUCGGUGUUCUUGGGCAUGGGUCUACUCAGAGCAUUUCUGAACCAAAAGAAGUUGAAUCUCUGAAGGGGUUAAGAGUAAAAUCUGUGUCAUGUGGAUCAUGGCAUACAGCUGCUAUAGUGGAUAUUAUGGUUCACCAUCUCAAAUCUGAUGAUCCUGCUGGUAAACUUUUUACUUGGGGUGAUGCGGAUAAAGGAAGGCUUGGACAUCCUGAUCAAGAGAUGAAGCUUGUACCAACAUGUGUUGCACAACUAGUUGAUCAUGAUUUUAUUCAAGUAUCAUGUGGAAGAAUUUUAACUGUCGGUUUAACUAAUGUUGGAACAGUUUAUACAAUGGGAAGUUCAGUGCAUGGACAAUUAGGAAAUCCACAAGCAGCAGAUAAAUCAGUUACCAUUGUUCAAGGAAAGCUUAAACAUGAGUUUGUACGAGAAAUCUCAUCAGGUUCUUUUCAUAUUGCUGCCUUAACGUCAAGAGGAAAGGUGUAUACAUGGGGAAAAGGUGCCAAUGGACAGUUAGGACUAGGUGGUACAGAAGAUAAAAGCUCUCCUGCUCUAGUGGAGGCUUUAAGGGAUAGGCAAGUAGAAAGUAUUGCAUGCGGAUCAAGUUCUACAUCUGUAAUUUGUCUACACAAAUCUAUAUCCAGUACUGACCAGUUAGCAUGUAGAGGAUGCAACCUGGUUUUUGGGUUAACAAGGAAAAAACAUAACUGUUACAAUUGUGGUCUUUUGCUUUGUCGUGCAUGUAGUAGCAAGAAAUCUCUACAUGCCUCACUGGCAUCUGAUAAAAGCAGACCAUCUAGAGUUUGUGAUCAGUGUUUCAAUCGCUUACAGAGGACAGCAAAUCCAAAUAAGCUUGGAGCAAUCAGUCCACGGCCAGAAUUAAUCAAACAGAAGGGAUUUAUCACUGAAAGAAGUAACACUGAAGAUGUGAUUGCACCUUCAAAAACCUUUCAUAGCAAUAAUAGCCAAUGCGGAGAUCUUAAUACCAUAAAAGAUGAAAAAGAAGUUGAGAACCCUCGAGAUGCCAAUUCUCCAUUGUCAGGUGGGUUACCAAGAUGUGGACAGGUUCUUUCCCCUAUAUAUUUUGGUCGGAAAUACAGUGAGUGUAGCCUUAAUCCUGCUACUGAAGAUCUAUUAACUUGCAACUUUGCCACUGCUGAGAGAGGUUCAAAGUCAAACUAUGUUCAUGCCAAAGAAGUCGAGGACUUGAAAGCUCAGGUUGAGGUUCUUCAAAAGCUAUGCCAUACUAGACAGCGAAAAAUUGAGGAAUGUCAAGGUAAAAUUGAGGAGACUUGGUCAAUAGCAAAGGAGGAAGCUGCGAAGUCAAAAGCAGCCAAGGAAGUUAUAAUUGCUUUAACCUCAAGGCUUCAUAUGAUGUCAGAGAAGCUUUGUGCUGGAAGAGAACCCAAAGAUCAAUCUUGUGCAAAUAUGUCCCAAAUAAUUCCGACAUGUGCAGAGACCCCCACCGUAAAGGAGGUCCACCCUAUGUUUGUUGUUACAAAUGUGAAUCCUGCAAUCCGAAGACUAGAAGAAAGAACUGUUGAUAGCUCAUGUAACAGUCCGCUAUUGUUUUCUAGUAAGAUAAGAGCCUUGUCCAGUAGAGAAUCCAACAGUAGUGAGGGUAGAUCAGCUGAAGAAUCAUGUGGAAUGAGAAUAAACUCCAAACAAAAUGAGAUUAAACCAAAGGUUGAUUGGGUCGAACAGUAUCAACCUGGUGUGUAUAUCACAUUUACGAUUUUGCCGAGCGGGCAGAAAGGCCUUAAGCGAGUUAGAUUCAGUAGGAGAAAGUUCACGGAUAAAGAAGCAGCAACAUGGUGGGACAAGAAUCAUCUAGAAGUUUACCAGAGUUAUGGAAUCGAAGAAUAUGUAGGCUCAAACCAAGACUAAGACACAUCAAAAUGCUGAAUAUUUGCUAUAUUAGUCACUAGGGCAGUGACAAUAGAGACGUUACUACUUGGGCAGAAGCCUAAACAAGAUCGUGUAUAGGGUCAACAAAGACGGGAAGAACAAUGUACAACUUUUAGUCUCUCCAUGCAUGACACAGAUAUAUAUACCUCAGCGUAACAGAUGAUCUGUCUAUAUGAUGAACACAUACUAGGGUAUGCAGUCUUUUUGUUUUAUAGUUGCGGCAGAGUUUCUUAAUGUAAACACUUUUUUUACUGCUUCCCUGAGAAAAAACCUCUUUACGA